UGCAAUUUUGACUUUGUUGUCGAUAUUUUUAAAAAUGAUGAAAAUGCAACUAUUUAAAGUGUGAUGAAACCGUGUACCACAUUUCUUUCAAUUCAUGUUGAUUAGGUAGUGAUGAAAAACUGACAGAAUUUGUUUGAAACUGAUUCUGCUUUUCUGUUGAUACAGGUAUGUAAACAAAAAUGUGGACGGUUAUUGCAAACAUAGCAUGCAUCGAGACAAUCACCAAAAAAAUCAGAUCAAAGGACCGAAUGAAGUAUUCUAAUGGAUCUGUCCAAUCAAAGAGGGUAAAUACAGACACAUUUUCUCUCCGAAAUGGAGGGCAACUUUUACCUCAUAAAGGAAGCGAAAGUUGGAUUUUUCUUCGAACCUACCAGUGGACCAAAGAAAAUGAAAUUAGUCGGUCCUUUAUGAGGCAGGUGUUUUUCUUCUACUUAUGCAGAAAGGACAGUUUGUCGCAUUACGUAGCGGAAUUGGGUAUUCUGCAUUUUUUUUCUAUCUACCAGAAAGUGUGUGGUGUUUCUAUAGAAGACAAUGCAGCUGUCCUGUCUUGGAAAACCAUCGCCCCUUACAUGUAUGAUACUUACCAUCAUGCCGAUCUACUGAGAUGCCAGACUCUAACAAAACGAAAACUAAAUGUAGUGAAGGUCUGUGUUACUGUUGAGGAACAUGCAGUCGGACAUGAAUUCGAAACUAACGAAGGGAUGGUACAGUUAAAAGCAUUUUCCAAACUAGUACGAAAAAUGAUUCCCUUGCCAGUUUGUGGUGAACAGCUGAUGUGUUACGUCAAAGGUGAUGUGUAUUUAACGGGUAUCCUGAAAUAUUUCUUUAUUCGUCAGGUUUUUACGGACACCGGGGUUGUUUUGGGUAGGUCUGAAUAUGAUGACAUGCACCGCCGUUUGGAAUCUUGCAGACGACUACAGGAAGGAUUUGACGUAAGUGUCGACGAUUUUUCACUAAAACUUGCUGAGGCAGGGUAUUUUCUGACUAAUGACAUCAAAUUGGCUCAGUGUUUCAAAUGUGGCGGGGUACUGCAGCUAAAACAGUUUGAUUUUGACCCUUGGGAGGACCAUGCUUACUGGCACCCUAGCUGUCCAUUCCUCCUAAAGGCCAGAGGUCAGGAGUUCGUCGACAAAGUUCGACUUGAACUGAAGCAGAGAUGUGAUUUCAAUUCAGAGUGUGUUUUCACGUUUAAGCUUCGAAAUUUAGCUCCCGUUCAACCGUCAAGAAGAUUACCAGCAGAAAGUGAAUCGAGCGACGAAUCAGAUGAUUACGAGGAGGAGGAUGACGAUUAUUUUGGAUCAGAAAGUCCCGAGAGUGAUUAUUUCUCUGACGAUGAGUUUUAUUGAUUCCUUUUGAAAAACGCUUAUACUUCUAUUUAAAUUAUUGUCAUCAUAAUAUUUUAUGCAGACAUUGUUUUGUUAACAUAUGUACAUAGCUACAUAAUUUCAACUUUAUCAUUCCUCAGUCUCUUUCGGAGGAAUGCUUAGUAAUCUGAAACAUGCCGAAUGUAAGUUCAUUGCUUGUUUCAAUAAUGCAAGAUAUGUAACUUUAACAAGUGAUGGGAAUUCAGCGCUAAUAUAGUGUCCAUGUAAUUCGAAUAUCACUCUGUUUAUUGAUGAAAAAAAAUUAUUUUUGUAAUUGAUAUUUUGAAUAAACAAAUGGAAAGAUUGAA
Molecule: messenger RNA, 1672 nt
Organism: Saccostrea echinata
Lineage: Eukaryota; Metazoa; Mollusca; Bivalvia; Ostreida; Ostreidae
Exons: 2
Coding region: 180-1346 (388 amino acids)
Biological process (GO): negative regulation of apoptotic process; regulation of cell cycle; positive regulation of protein ubiquitination
Cellular component (GO): nucleus; cytoplasm
Molecular function (GO): ubiquitin protein ligase activity; cysteine-type endopeptidase inhibitor activity involved in apoptotic process
Source: RefSeq, a predicted model, not a curated record